AUGAGCAGCAGAGAUUGCACCGAUACGUGCGAGCAGUAUGAAAAAGCUCUGGGACGUAUCCGAGAAGACAUCGUGGACAGCAUGGAAGCCUGGAUUGCGAAAAUAACUGACAGCUCUCAUGCCAAACAUCAUGGUGUCCUCAGCACUCCUGCCAUAAUCUUCUACAGGAAACAGAACCCAAUCCUAUAUGAUGGUGCUCUGAAUGAAGAUGAAAUGCUGGAAUUCUUCAUCACAAAUAGAGAAUCUGACACAAAGGUUCUCACAGAUGAGAACUUUGAGCACCUGACGCAGGCUUCCAGUGGUGCUACAACAGGUGAUUGGCUGCUUUUCUUUCAUCAUGAUGGAUGUUCAGCCUGCGAAGAAGUAACCCCAACAUUGGAAGCUGCUGCUUCUCGUAGUCGCCACCAUCAGAACGUGGCAAAGAUCAACAUGAAGAAGGGAGGAGUGAAGACAGCCAGGCGAUUUGGCAUCUAUGAGGCACCCAGCUUCCUCCUAUUGCAUCUCGGGCGUGUUUACAGAUACCCGUUUCAGGAGACUUCUGUUGAAACUUUGAUCAAGUUCAUGCAGAAGGGGUUUGACCUCACACAAGGAAAUCCUGUGCCUUUACCGAAGUCAUAUCCGGAGGAAGUAUGGGACUCAGUCAUCGCUUAUGCGACAGAGAACUGGUUGUACCUGGUGCUCGUGUGUUCAGGAAUCCUGCUCAUGGUCUGCAUCGUGAGCUACAAUGCGAUCGCCUUGGCCAAGGAAAAAGCAGAACUCCAGCAGAAGCGAAAAAAACACAAGAGACUAUGUGAUUCAUGGAGGGCAUACAUAGGAGAUGCCACCCGCUUCCGAAACGCACUCCAUCUCCAUGACGACUGCGACACGACGGAUGUGAAGACGGCAGAUCGAGGACAGAGAGAAGCACGAUGGAAGGAGAAACCGCUUCACGGCCAGCAUCCCAAGAUCAUGGAUGAACCAUCGAUCGACUCGGACGUCAGCUAUAACUGGCUGAAGACGGGACUGUUGAAUGCCGAGACAGAGAGCAACAUCCUAACCAUUCAGGACCAGUGCAUUGUUCCGAUCAUCAUAGGCACAACUGGCGUCGUCCUGAAAGACCUCAAAGGACAUGUCAGGAAGCUGGAGUGUGAAAUCUCACUCGAUAUCCACCAGCGUACAGCAAUCUUGGGCACGGCCAGCGUCCUUCGCCGUGAAUUCGUCAGAAUUAGGCGAGUCUGGGAUGUGGUUCAUCCCCCCUCGUAUCUCCGAUGCCGGCAGGUGCCUUGGAGUCGGCAAACCGGGUUGAGC
Molecule: messenger RNA, 1287 nt
Organism: Darwinula stevensoni
Lineage: Eukaryota; Metazoa; Arthropoda; Ostracoda; Podocopida; Darwinulidae
Source: the annotation of a GenBank genome assembly